Messenger RNA from Closterium sp. Naga37s-1, 4179 nucleotides. NCBI's taxonomy places the organism in Eukaryota, Viridiplantae, Streptophyta, Zygnematophyceae, Desmidiales, Closteriaceae. The record is from the annotation of a GenBank genome assembly.
AUGGCCGACGAUUUUGAUACUUGGUUCGAGUCGAGCAACGCCUUAUCCGAUCACGACACGCCCCCUCAGCCCAUAGCCGUAGAAACGCCAGCAUGCACUCGUUGCGUCAACUGCAGCUGCGUGAUUGAACCAGCCAAGCAGAUGGACACUAGCGGCCCGUCUAGUGAGUCUCCUAGGGCUACAUCCCCGGGAAGAAUGGCGACGGUUUCUGCCCCUCCGCUAACCUCCGCACCCCAAACUUCCCCAAUCGCUAAAACAGCCGUUCAGGCGGUUACACUAACGUCGCCGCCAACUCCCAGCCAGCAGUUUCUCAUCGCCGGCAAGGUUCAGGAGGCGAUUCGUCAAAUGCUUUCCGUUCAUCAGGGUCAGACCGUCCCCAUUCCGUCCAAUCCCACCCCGUCGACCGUCUUGGGCGUCGCAGGAGUCGCUGGGAGAGGCAGCAGGUCGCACCCAAUCAGCCCAGUGCGAAGCCGCGCGGCGUUUUCGGAGCGACCCAAGCCGCAGCAGCACCAGAUGGCACUCGGUCGCAGCGCCAGCAGCGGCGGAGGACUCUCCGCUGCUAGCGCUCGGGGUAACAGCAGUGGACCGAACGCGAGUGGCGGUGGAAGCAACACGAGUGGCGGGCACAACGCGAGUGAGGGGAGGAACGCUCAGCCUGCGCCGUAUCGCGGCGUUCGGUACCGGCCGUGGGGUCGGUGGGCGGCGGAGAUCCGCGACGCCGGCGGGCGCGGGCGAGUGUGGCUGGGGACGUUCGACACUCCCGAGGAGGCAGCUCGCGCGUACGACGAGGCUGCGCGGGAGAUCCGCGGACCCAAGGCGCAGCUGAAUUUUCCCAAGGAGCCUCGGCUCUCCGCCCCGCUUUCCGCGUCGAAUCAACAGACCCUCUCGGUCGCCCAUGCUACGGCGCAAGCUCAGCCGCAGCAACAGCAGCAGCAGCAGGUGCAGCAAGUGCAGCCGCAUAUCCAGCAGUUUCAAGCGCAGCCGCAAUCCGCGGUACCGCCACGUACGCCCCAACCUGCCCCUCAGCAGACAUCUGUCUUCUCCCCCCUCAUGCUUCCCCGUGCUGCCAUCAUCCAGACAAGCCCCGCGCCCUCCGCCCCCGCCCUCCCCGUCUCCUCCGCCCCCGUCCCGUCCACUGCGCCUGCUGCGACCGCGAUCCCUGCUGCUUCACCUUUUCCGCUCGGCGCAGCGCCCGCCGCCCCUCUUGCGACCACGCCAGUAUCCAAAUCCGCGCAGAAGCCUAAACCCCUGCUGCACCUUCCCUUCCUCAACCAGCAAUUGCCUCAACCGCUUCAUGAUACCUCGAGACCUCGUAGUGCCGUCACAGCCCCGAACUCCACGCUGCCGCCCCCUCAACUCCCCUCCGCGCCUUCCGCCUGCGCGCCCUCCCCCUGUACUCCUUCCCCCGUCCCCGUGACGCGGAAGCGUUCCGCGAUGGAGACGGUCCGCGAAGCUGUCGAGGCGACGCCUGGCCUGAGCGAGCUGCGCGAUGUGCGCGACAGCUCCGUGGCUGCCGCAACUACUCGCGUCGGCGCGACGGCCCCUCCAAGCACUCCCGGUUCCGCUGCGGCUGCGGGUGCUACGAAUCAGUGCUGGAACCAGCCAAUCCAGACGGCGGGUAGCGGCGUUCAUCCGUCCGUCUCGAACGCGUCGUGGUCGUCCGAGCCUAUUCUCGCGCGGAACAGGACGAUGAUGCGAGCCGCGUCCGACGGCAAUGGCGCCUUCGGCUCCGUCGCUGGUGACUGGCGAGAUGCGAAUUCCAUGGCUGCUGACGUGGACGAGGAUGAUUGGAUGGCGCAGGCGGGAGGAGAUCCGUUUGGAUUCGGCGUGUUUGGACCCGUGGGGAAGAAGGCCAAGUCGGAAGGGCAUAGGCCGUGGGGGAUGGGUGCAGAGAUAGGCGCAGAAAGGGAAUGCAGUGUGGUGACGUGCCCUGCCGUGUGCGAGGUCGACGGUGAAGAGGCUGGAUGCGGUGGAGAUGGGCGCACAGGGGUACAGCGGGCAAGAGCAGGGGUGGAGAGAGGUGAUAAUGGUCCGACGAAGAGCUGGUGGGAGGAGGCUCUGAUGAUGGACGACAUUCCGGAAAAAGCGGCGGACGCUACGGCCCUGAUGCUUCGAGAGCAAAGCGCUGGUAGGAGCGAUGUCAAGCCAGCUUCUGGCGGUAGCAGGCAGGAGGGUUUGGCGGUACGAGCUACACCUACUGCAGGCAGCACAGACGCAGCCGUGAGUGUGAUUACGAAAGAUAGCGACGCGCAGUUGGGCUCGGGACGCAGCGUUGACUGUAUCAUGCGUGACUACAGCGGGGGAAAGGAAGCUGCUUCUCCGGUGGCGACUAAAGAAGGGUUUGUUGAAUUUUCAACUGAGGUAGCAGAGCCAACUUCUGCAGGCAUCGCGACGUCAGCUGAAGCUGACGUGGAUUGGCCAGCAGCUGAUUUGGAAGGGCUCACCCCAGCAUGCUUCUUCACUACGGAGCAGGUCAGCCUCGGCCUAGAUGCGUCCGUGGAAGCGCCUCUAGCGGUAGCAGAGCCGCCUUUCGUGGUAGCAGCCGACAUACCAGCAAUGACAGCAACAACAGCUGCACAAGAGGAUUUCUUUCUGGCAGGAGAUUUUGCAAUCGACGCGCAGCAGGCGAGCGUGGAGCGCCAGGUGCUGCGCCUCGACGACGAGAAGGCGCUGCUCGAGGCGGAGCGCGACCUGCUGCGCCGCGAGCACCUGCUGCUGCGCGCUGACGAGGAGGCGCUCGAGCGCGUCGAGGCGGAACUCCGCGCGGAGAAGCUUGCGCUCGAGGCGGACCGUGACCGCCUCAUGGCGCAAGGGCAGUACCUCGCCGCUGCGGCUGCCGCCGCCGCGGCGGAAGCGAUGGGGGGGGCAAGAAGGAGAGCGGAAGCGAGCCCGGCGGGGGAGGUCUCGGCGGAAGCGGAAGUCGAGGCGGAGGGGCAGCUGGAGGCUUCCGCGUGUGUUGCGGGGACGCGGUGGAAGGGCUCCGCCGCUGCGUGGGGAGGCUUGCGCGGAGAGCACCUCCGCGCCACGGGGGCUUGCCCGCGCGCCCUUGCUGCGCACGAGAGCGGCACUGCUUCCGUGCAAAAGAGCUGCGCGCCUGCUGCUUCCUGCGCGCCCUCCGCUUCUGAUGCGCCUCUAGAUGAAGCAGCAGGUGCGCCCGCGCGCAGCAACCCACUCGCAGCAACAAAAGGAGACGAAUCUGUUGGCGGGAAAUGGCGGCUGAAAUUCGAAGCGGCCGCAGCCAGGGCUGCUGACACGGCUGGCCUGGCUGAAAGCCUGCUGUUCGACAGGUCAGCACGGCCGGCUGCUGACGUGGCUGGCCAAGGUGGAAGCCUGCUGUUUGACAGGUCUGCACGGCCGCCAGCCGCUGAGUCAAGCCGGUCGGCGGAGGAAGGAUGGAUAAGCCGGCUGGUGCAGCGGGAGCAGGUGGUGGUGGCGCUGAUUCAGAAGGCCAUCGCGCAGCACAAGGUGGUGCUGGCGCGCUGCGACAUGGCGUCCGUGCGCUACGAGACGCUCAUCGUGAGGCGCGACGCGGUUACCGCACAGUACAACCUGGUGUUACGGCUGAAGAAGCAGAUGAUCGAGGAUAUGAAACAGUUCAAGGCGGAGAGAGAAAGGACGGACGACUGGCGCGUGGGGGGGUUGGGGGGUCGAAUAUUUCUUCCCUCCGUUUCUGUUCCUGCUGCUGCUGCCGCAACCCCUGCUGCUGUGCCUGCUGCUGCCCCUGCUGCUGCUCCUACUGCUGCUCCUGCUGCUGCUCCUACUCCUGCGACUCCCACGUUCCCUGCUGCUGUUACUGCUGCAGGACCACUUUCUUUUGCUUCCACCGCUUCUCUUUCUCCUUUGCAUGUUGCUGGUGCCACGUCUGCACUGCCCGUCUCUCCUGCUGCUGCCACGUCUGCUGCCAUCUCCUCUGCCUACGGCCCUCUCGCUGCUGCUGCUGCUGACAUGCCUGCUAUCGUCAUGCCUGCUGACGCCAUGCCUGCUGACGUAGUGCCUGCUGACGUCAUGCCUGCUGACGUCAUCCCUGAUGACGUCAUGCCUGCUGACGUCAUGCCUGCUGACGCCGUGCCCGCUGGCAUCAUGCAAUCACCUGGGGAAUUCCGUCCGUUUCUCGGUGAUGGGGAGGGGUUGCAUGACAGGGAGGCUUAUGGGGAGGGCGGCAGUGGUGGAGAUGUUUGA